This is a messenger RNA of Umbelopsis ramanniana AG, 567 nucleotides long. RefSeq lists its product as uncharacterized. Lineage: Eukaryota; Fungi; Mucoromycota; Umbelopsidomycetes; Umbelopsidales; Umbelopsidaceae. Bases 87 to 293 code for a protein of 68 amino acids. The transcript has a single exon. The record is from RefSeq and is a predicted model, not a curated record.
GGGGGUUAGAGUUGAUCCAGUCACUACUUUGUCAAAGGUAACGCCAGUGAGUAUUCGAGUCAGUUCACCCCCAAGUAUCUACAACAAUGAAAGUCGACAUGGUCAAUGCGCCUAGUUCCGAUCUCUUGUUACGUUUUUUUUUCUUGUACCUUGAUAUAUUUAGGCUCAUUUACAUAUUUUUUUUCGUAUUUGCUCGCUUGGAAUCUGCUUAUCGUGGCAAGAUCUCUCCUCUGAACACCUUUCGGUUAUCAGUUGUCAAUCAGCGUCAUCUCGGCGAGGAAAAGUAUGUAUAAUAAUUAUCUAUGGAAUGUUCAAAUUACAAUAAUUUUUGUUUGGUGAGUUCUGCUUAUCAGAAUCAUCACAGUUAGGGCAUUUUGUACCUUACUCGGCUAACCAAACAAUCAGCCAGUAAUUAUUUUUUUAAUGGACUAUUUAUUUCACAAGUAGAUACAGGACAUUCGUAAAAGAGUAUACCCCUUACUUAGGUGUGGGUAUAAUAUGGUAUCAUCCAUGGAAUGUGGCAACCAGCCUGCAGUAAACUCCAUGCGAAAUUACACGAAUCAGUCU